UGUAUAAAGAUAAUUUUCAUGUUUAACUUUAAUUUUUAUUUCGUUUUUUUAGAUCAACGAUCACAAAAAGGCUUAUCUAAAUGUGUUAAUGGGGGAACUAUUGGGAAAUAUUCUUCCCAAUCAGGCAGGCAAUUGGAGACAGACAUGGUAAUCAUGUCAUACAUUGCCAGGUCAAGUAGUCCAUUCACUCUAGUAGAUGAACCAUGCUUCAAAGAAAUGGUGGAACAUUUAAAUCCAAAAGUAAUUGUGAAACAUUCCUCGACUUUUUCAAGGUACAAGCUGCCAUUGCUUUAUGAAAGCGUUAUGGAUACUGUGCAAAACCUAAUUGAAAAAGAAGUUUCCACAUGUCAACAGGUGGCUAUCACCACUGAUGGUUGGACCUCUAGGUCACAGGAUCCAUACAUGACUCUUACGCUUCACUAUAUCAAUAGUCAGUUUGAACUGAAAAAAUAUGUUCUCAACUUUGACAAUUUCGUGGGAAGACACACUGGUUACCACAUUAGCAAAGCUCUGGAAGAAAUGAUCCAAAAAUAUCCGGUAUUGGACGCCGUGCCUAAGAAAGUAAUUGUCCACGAUGCGGCGGCAAACAUGAAACAUGCUGUGUCAAUCAUGAACAAAACAAAAUAUGAAUCACUGUUGUGUGCAGACCACCUACUAAACACUAGCCUACUACAUGCUACCAAUGAAGUGCAAGAAGUCAAAGAAUGCAUAGAUAUUGCCACACAACUAUCUAGCAAAGUCCACAGAUCCACCUUAGCUUGUCAAUUUAUUGAAAAAGAGUGUAUGUUGCUCCGUGUAAACUAUGUUAAAAUCAUUGCUCCGGUAAAACCCAGGUGGAAUUCUAACUGUUUUAUGCUGGAGUCAAUCCUUAAACUUAAAGAUGUGUUGAUUUCUCUUAGAGAAAAAGAUGCACUAAAUAACAACCCACUACAGAACGUUAUUCCAAGUGACAGCCAAUUUUCACUGAUGGCUUCACUGAUGCCAGUCUUAAAAAAAAUGAAGAUUAUGUCAGAUUGCAUGUCCAAGGACACUGAACCAGUGCUUCAUCAUAUGCUAACUAUGCUUUAUAAAACUGACAAUUUUCUUCAUGACCACAUUGAUAUGGAAAACAGAGAAAUAGUUAAUGCUUUUUGUAAAAAACUAAGUGAGCAUUUACACCUAACCACGCGAUUCAAUGAACAUGGAAGAUACAACCAACACUAUGCCUUGAAAACCUUCUUCAUCCGUACUUUAGAGGUUAUAAGUUUUAUUUCUUGGUAAAAAAAAACAUUCUUUAAUAUUCUUUAUUUGUUAAAAGAC
This is a messenger RNA of Hydra vulgaris (swiftwater hydra), 1299 nucleotides long. RefSeq lists its product as uncharacterized. Gene Ontology annotation, molecular function: protein dimerization activity. NCBI's taxonomy places the organism in Eukaryota, Metazoa, Cnidaria, Hydrozoa, Anthoathecata, Hydridae. The record is from RefSeq and is a predicted model, not a curated record.